This is a messenger RNA of Lepus europaeus (European hare), 2304 nucleotides long. It is a transcript of the gene DNALI1, whose product is annotated as dynein axonemal light intermediate chain 1. Gene Ontology annotation, molecular function: dynein heavy chain binding. Gene Ontology annotation, cellular component: filopodium; axoneme. The transcript is spliced from 6 exons. Bases 21 to 797 code for a protein of 258 amino acids. NCBI's taxonomy places the organism in Eukaryota, Metazoa, Chordata, Mammalia, Lagomorpha, Leporidae. The record is from RefSeq and is a predicted model, not a curated record.
GCCAGGCUCCCGCCGCCGCCAUGAUCCCCCCGGCCGACUCUCUGCUCAAGUACGACACCCCGGUGUUGGUGAGCCGGAACACGGAGAAACGGAGCCCCAAAGCUCGGCCGCUGAAAGCCAGCCCCCAGCAGCCGGGACCCUCCAGUCCAAUCCCACAGAUAACCAAGACCAAGCUCCCCUCAACUUCCUGUGUCCCAGAUCCUACAAAGCAGGCAGAAGAAAUUUUGAAUGCCAUUCUGCCCCCAAGGGAGUGGGUAGAAGACACGCAGCUAUGGAUCCAGCAGGUGUCCAGCACCCCCAGCACCAGGAUGGACGUGGUACACCUGCAGGAGCAGCUAGACCUGAAGCUGCAGCAGCGGCAGGCCAGGGAGACUGGCAUCUGCCCGGUCCGCAGGGAGCUCUACUCGCAGUGUUUUGACGAGCUGAUCCGGGAGGUCACGAUCAACUGCGCCGAGCGGGGGCUGCUGCUGCUGCGCGUCCGGGACGAGAUCCGCAUGACCAUCGCCGCCUACCAGACCCUGUACGAGAGCAGCGUGGCCUUCGGCAUGCGGAAGGCGCUGCAGGCCGAGCAGGGGAAGUCGGACAUGGAGAGGAAAAUUGCAGAACUGGAGACGGAAAAGAGAGACCUGGAGAGGCAAGUAAACGAGCAGAAGGCAAAAUGUGAGGCCACGGAGAAGCGGGAGAGCGAGAAGCGCCAGGUGGAGGAGAAGCGGCACAAUGAGGAGAUUCAGUUCCUGAAGCGGACCAACCAGCAGCUGAAGGCCCAACUGGAAGGCAUUAUUGCACCGAAGAAGUGAUAAUUUCCAUAUGGGCCUUAGCAAGCGUGACCACCCCAUCAAAAGCCCUUGGUAAUAAAAAGCUAGUUUCCUGAGUGAACAAGCCAUCCCUCCCCUGAUCACCACCUGCAUGUGCCAGAAGCCACCUGAGCUCUGGCAGCCAGGCCCCUGGCUGGGCAAUGGAAGGUGGCGUAGCCGAGUCUCCGUAGGUGGCUGACUGACCGGGGCUCUGCCAACUCUGACUCUCAAAGUACUGCUCCCCUGCCAUCUCCGCACACCAUCACUAACUCCUGGUCAAAUGAAGCUGUCUGCCCCUCCAAGGCUGGGUUCACGACGCACCGCAAACCCUACCAUGGGCUUCUCUGGUCUCUCUUCCCUUAUUGUGUGUCUUUUUUCCUCCUCCAAAACAUUUCCACUAACUCAUUGUGGAACUUUGGUUUUCUACUGCAGCAUCUCAUCCCCACCUACCAAGUCAGCUCCCCUCCCUCCUUAGUUUCAGACAGCCCAGGUGAGGGAGCAGUGACAGGCAACCUGCAGCUUUGGAGGGAGGAAAUGUUUGCUGGAGGGGAGGCCAAGCCCUAGCUUGGCAACUGUGUGCACCUGAGCUCCUCCAUACUGGAUGAGAUCUGGUCACCUUCUGCAGAGAUCCGACCCCAAACACCUCCCAAACUAGCUGUGUUUGAUUUACACAGAGGCAGCCAAAUCUCACGCACAGUUCUCAUUACAAUGACCAGGCCGUGGCCUCUACACAGCCGCACUUUUCUAUUCCUCUAAGUUAAAUGUCAGGAGGCUUAGGUCUCUAAGCGUUUGGCAGACUCAGAAGACUGAAUUAGUGACAUAAAUCUGUAAUUCAGGGCAGCAAGCUGGGCGACCCCAUGAUGGAGUAGAGGCUGACAAGUGCCAUGAGCUAAGGCAGCGCUCACAAGCCUGCUGGGGGCCUGAAGCGCUCAGUGUCCCGUGCAGCCGUGAGAAGAGGCGCCCUCCCUGGCACAGCCUCAAGCUGACAUCCCUCCUGCUCGGGGAGUCCAGACACCUGACUCACUCUUCGCUGUAACUUGCUGUCCCAGCUCUUCCCCUUGUCCAGUGCUGUAAGGUGACCCACCCACGGGCAUUUCCACAGGAGGCUACUGUUGUUCCUUGAGAUCCUAAAUGGGUCCACGUGACAGACUCAGUGAGAGACAGGAGCUGCUGGAGCUUUUCCCGCAUGUAUGAAAGGCUGGCCCAUGGCCACCAGCACCUUUGCCAUGCGCGUCUGACAGUUCUGUUGCAAGAAAGGCCACUUUCCACCAUGUAGACCUCACCUCCCGUCUCCGCCAGGCAUUUCCAGAGCAAGGCUGCGCUCGGAGGGACCGGGAGGGCUCACUGGAGCAUGCAGUGCCAGUGGACUUGACCACGAAACCCGGAAGCGUGAGGGGCUCUGUCAGUAUUGUCAGCAGACGGCAGCACUGUGGCCCUAGAAAUGCCAACUGGGUGGAAGAAAACGGACACACGUUCUAGUUGCGUAUUUUUGUAUAAUUUAAUAAACCUU